UCCACGUGCAAGACUCGUGACGUCACUAUCUAAUCAAAUGCGGUAAACGGUCCUUCCGGCGAGGCUCGUGUCUGUGUUCAGUAUGUGUUGUGUGGGGUGCAGGUGAAGCCCUCCACACCUCUGGAAUAAGUGCUCGCCUGCUGUCGUCGUGCUCCCGCGCAGUUUGAUGCGUGUCGCCUGGGCGGAUUGCGGCAUCGUGUGGCUCCGCCCUCGAUUACUCAGCCUGGGUCGACGUGCGCGUGAGCGCAGAAGCGUCCGAGGGAGGGAGAGCAGCGGAGCGGAGCGCAGAGCUGCUGUCGAUAUGGAACUGUAGACAUAUGCACGCGACCUCUGGAUGACAACACACACUUCACCGGGAGGAAGGAAGGGUAUAAACAGCAGGGUUUUUUCGUGUGUGUGCGCGCGCACGUGUGUGUGUGUUUCUCUCACUGCGAGAAGUUUUGGACGCGGAGUUGUGAAGAGUAUUUUCUCUGCUGGGCUGCCCGAGCUUGCCUGGCUGCCCUCCUGCCCCGGCCGGACGGACAGCCCCCCCGCCGGCUAGCCGCUGUCCUGCUCUCCCUCCUCCCGGCGAAUCAUGGCGCUCAGAGCCCGGGUGCUGUACGACUUCAACUCGGAGAACCCCGGGGAGGUGUCGGUGAGGGAGAACGAGGUGCUGACUCUGUACAGCGAGCAGGACAUCGACGGCUGGUUCGAGGGGUCGAACAGCCGCGGGGAGAGGGGGCUGUUCCCCGCGUCCUACGUGGAGGUCCUGCCGGACGACGUCGCCUCCGCGCUCAACAACAACAACAGCAGCGGCACAUCUGGGGACACUUACCCGGACUCCCCGUACGCUAACAUCCCGCCGGCAGGCUUCGACGGCUCGAAUAAGCAUCCGAAUAAAGUCGAGAACUUUUCCAGAACACCCGCGGUCAGUGUCGCCGCCGUGCCGGCCCCCACGCAGCAGCCCAGCCAGGGAAGCGACGACGACUGGGACGACGACUGGGACGACAGCUCGACGGUCGCGGACGAGCCGGGCACCGUGGGCGGAAGGUAUCACGACUUUGAGGGCAACGGGCCGUCCACGUACCGGGUGUCGACGUCCACCGCGGCGAGGGGAGCGCAGCAGGCCAAGAGCUCGACGGUCAGCAGGAACCUGAACCGCUUCUCCACCUUCGUGAAGUCCGGCGGGGAGGCGUUCGUGCUCGGCGAGGCGUCGGGCUUCGUGAAGGACGGCGACAAGAUCUGCGUGGUGCUGGGUCCGCACGGCCCCGAGUGGCAGGAGAACCCGUACCCGUUCGCGUGCACUAUCGACGACCCCACCAAGCAGACCAAGUUCAAGGGCAUGAAGAGCUACAUCUCCUACAAGCUGACGCCCACGCACACGCAGACGCAGGUGAACCGCCGCUACAAGCACUUCGACUGGCUGUACUCGCGACUGGUGGAGAAGUUCCCCGUCAUCUCGGUGCCGCACAUCCCGGAGAAGCAGGCGACGGGGCGCUUCGAGGAGGACUUCAUCUCCAAGCGCAGGAAGGGCCUCACGUGGUGGAUGAACCACAUGACGAGCCACCCGGUGCUGGCGCGCUGCGACGUCUUCCAGCACUUCAUCCGCUGCAACAGCGCCGACGAGAAGGCCUGGAAGCUGGGCAAGCGGAAGGCGGAGAAGGACGAGAUGGUCGGGGCCAACUUCUUCCUCACCAUCAGCACCCCGGCAGCGCCGCUCGACUUCCAGGAGGUCGAGAGCAAGAUCGACGGCUUCCGGGCCUUCGCCAAGCGGAUGGACGACGCCGCGCUGCAGCUCAGCGCCACCGCCAACGAGUUCGCCCGCAAGCAGAUCUCCGGCUUCCGGAAGGAGUACCAUAAAGUGGGGCUGUCGUUCAAGGUGCUCGGCCAGGCCUUCGAGAUGGACCAGCAGGCGUACUCCGCGGGCCUCAACCAGGCCAUCGCCUUCACCGGCGACGCGUACGAGGCCGUCGGGGAGUACUUCGCGGAGCAGCCCGGCAAGGACCUGGACCCGAUCAUGGACCUGUUGGCUCUGUACCAGGGACACCUGGCGAACUACCCAGACAUCAUCCACGUGCAGAAAGGAGCCCUGACAAAGGUGAAAGAGAGCCAGAAGCACGUGGAGGAAGGGAAGAUGGACCGGGCGCAGGCCGACGGCAUCGACGAGCGCUGCAACAUCAUCUCCUGCGCCACGCUGGCGGAGAUCCAGCACUUCCACCGCAUCCGCGUGCGCGACUUCACGGCGCAGCUGCAGCAGCACCUGCGGCAGCAGAUCGCCUUCUUCCAGAAGAUCACGGGCACGCUGCAGGAGGCCCUGCAGAAGUACGACGAGGCGUAGCGGGCGGCGGGGGUGGGAGGGACGGAGAUCGAUGGCCGCCCGCACCCGCCAGGGCCUCACACACGCCGGAGAGACGUUCGAGGGAAUGAUGCUCCGGGAAUAUCGGCAUUUCAACCGAAUCCCGGUUGUGCGUGUCGGCCACGUCAUUUGUUCGACUGGAUGAUCUUGUUCAGGAAAGGAGGUGUA
Messenger RNA from Pseudoliparis swirei, 2503 nucleotides. It is a transcript of the gene snx18a, whose product is annotated as sorting nexin 18a. Gene Ontology annotation, biological process: endosomal transport; cleavage furrow formation; protein transport. The record is from RefSeq and is a predicted model, not a curated record. Gene Ontology annotation, cellular component: plasma membrane; cytoplasmic vesicle. Gene Ontology annotation, molecular function: phosphatidylinositol binding; protein binding. Lineage: Eukaryota; Metazoa; Chordata; Actinopteri; Perciformes; Liparidae. The transcript is spliced from 2 exons. The coding region runs from base 575 to 2317 and encodes 580 amino acids.